UGGCCUUUCGCGCAUGCGCUCCGGCUAUAGUAAGCGUUGCUAGCGGUACGGUUUGUCCUGAAUGCAUGUAUCUAUACGCUCAGCAUGACAAAACGAUAGUCUAAGUGCUGACAGUCGCUGCUGCGGAUAUUAUGAGCUCCUGUCUCAGGUGUCACUUCUACGAAGUAGCUAGUUAGAUAGUUGUUUACUCGCCGGUGCGUUUCCACUCAUGUGCCCGAAGCCAUGCAGAGACUGAGGUGUUUUAAAAGUUUCUGGCAGUUGCUCAGGUCAAACUGCGAGGGAGCAGCGAAACAGGCAACCAGCUCAAGAUGUUAUAGCCAUGACUCCAGCUCCUUUGGGCUCCUCUUUGACAUAGAUGGGGUCCUGGUCCGAGGCAGGACCCCGAUCCCGGCAGCCAAGCAGUGCUUCAGGAACUUGGUGGACCGCCACGGGAAGUACAAGGUUCCUGUGGUGUUUGUUACAAACGCAGGGAACUGCAUGAGGCAGACGAAAGCUGAGCAUCUGUCUCAUCUCCUUGAGGUCGAGGUGUCUCCAGACCAGGUGAUGCUGUCCCACAGUCCUCUGCGAAUAUUUACCCAGUUUCACAAAAAGUGUGUGCUGGUCUCCGGUCAGGGUCCUGUUGAGGAGGUGGCUCACAACCUGGGCUUUGAGGACGUGGUCACCAUAGAUAUGGUCAGAGAGGCGUACCCUGUCCUGGAUAUGGUGGACCACAACAGAAGGCCCAAAGAGUUUGUUCCACCCAACAAGGACUUACAACCAAUAGAUGCCAUAAUUUUAUUCGGUGAGCCCAUCAGAUGGGAGACCAACCUUCAGCUCAUCAUUGACGUUCUUCUAACCAAUGGAAACCCUGGCAGUACGUGGACCUCGACCCAGUAUCCUCACAUCCCGGUCCUGGCCUGCAAUAUGGACCUGCUGUGGAUGGCAGAGGCGAAAAAUCCAAGGUUUGGCCAUGGCAUGUUCCUGGUUUGCUUAGAGAAUUUGUACAAGAAGGUCACAGGUUAUGAACUGAAGUAUGAGGCUCUGAUUGGUAAGCCGAGUGUGGUGACUUAUAACUACGCCGAGCUGCUGAUUAGACAGCAGGCAGAGAAGCUCGGCUGGAACACACCUGUGAAGACGCUUUAUGCUAUCGGAGACAAUCCCAUGGCAGACAUAUAUGGAGCCAACCUCUACAAUCGCUACCUUCAGGCCUCUAAGCAUACCAACGCCAAAGUGCAGGCCAAGAGCUGCAGAGGAGGAGCGGAUCCCACCGCUCAAUCUGUCGACGACCAUCGUAAAAUGACAUCGGCGGAAAUGGGCGGCGCCACUGUCGCCUACGGGUCAGAGGGGGAUCUCCCCGAGGCCUGCAGCUCCAUCCUGGUCUGUACAGGAGUGUACAGCAGAGACCAGCAGGAGUUGCCUUCAGACCCGGCGCAAACAGUUGCUGAGCAGCACAUCUUCCACGGCCACAGGGACUUCUGUUUCGACCCCACCCUCACACAGCCGUCCUUCGUGGUGCAGGACGUGAAAGAGGCAGUGGAGUUGGUGUUCCAGCAGGAAGGGCGGCCUCUAGAGUAGCACCAGGGGAUGUUCAAAUAGCUCCUCUUUUUUAAAACCUUUCUUUGUAUUCUGGCUGUUACUGUGCAAUUCAGAGUGUAUUCAACAAGCAGUUAUAACCCUAACACUACAAUUUACAGCGGCUCUUAAAGUCUACAUGUCAGGUUUUAUGAUAUUAAAGAAAAAAUGAGCAUGAUAAAUCACUUAAAAACUCUUUUCACCAUUAAUGUGGCACAUAUCAUGUAUGUAUUUGUUUGCUUCCGGAAAAACACAGAAACCGUUUAAAAAAGCAUAAGUGUGCACAACCUUAAGCUAAUCCUUUUGCUCUAAUUCAGCAUUCAGCCUUCUUUAGUAGGAAUCACAUUACCACAUCUUGACUUUAUAGUGUUUUCUUUCCCCCUGCCUUCCAAACAUUCUCCAGAUCUUGAUAUGUAAGAACAUAUCCAUUUUCCACAGCCCACUUUAGUUGACACCAAAGGCUUAGAUUCACCGUGUAAAAUCUCAUUUAACUUUUAACUAUCAAGCAAACAGAUCUUUGCUAUUUGAAAUUAAUCAGAAAUUUAUCUACAUUGACUAAAUACCUCAGGUUCAUGUAAAUAAAAGAAUGUUAAUCUUG
Gambusia affinis (western mosquitofish) is the source of this 2149-nucleotide messenger RNA. It is a transcript of the gene hdhd5, whose product is annotated as haloacid dehalogenase like hydrolase domain containing 5. The record is from RefSeq and is a predicted model, not a curated record. Gene Ontology annotation, biological process: glycerophospholipid biosynthetic process. The transcript has 8 exons. Gene Ontology annotation, cellular component: mitochondrion. NCBI's taxonomy places the organism in Eukaryota, Metazoa, Chordata, Actinopteri, Cyprinodontiformes, Poeciliidae. Bases 223 to 1554 code for a protein of 443 amino acids.